UAUCACAUACUAUGCUGUAUUAAAUUCGAUCCUAAAACUAAGCUCCCAUUCAUAAUGGUAUUUAAAGCGAAACGACCUGUUUUCAGUUCCAGUUCUACCAGAGUAUUUCUCCCAAAUGCACUUUAACUUCACGACUGGCAAAACGGAAACAAUGUCAGGACCUCAAACGCAUCAAGUAACAAAUCACACGAAGACACUAACGCAUCAAUGUCCGCAUCGUAAAGCUGUGUCAAGCCAACAAUCAUUUUACAUGGGCAUUAUACUAUCUGCGAAGCCACUCGUACAAGUGUUGGCUAACUUUGCGUUUGGACCAAUUACCGAUAAGAUUGGUUUCGAUGUUCCACUACUUGCCGGUUAUAUUGUAAUGGCAACGUCCGCAUUGAUGUUCGCUUUCGGCAAGUCAUUCGUAUUUCUGUUGGUGGCGAGGGCUAUUCAAGGUAUUGGUUCGGCCGCUACAGCGACUGCCGGGCUAAGUUGGGUAGCUGACACAUACACAGAAAAGGUUGAACGAGGUUGGGCCAUUGGCAUGUCGUUUGGUGGUCUCGCGCUUGGUGUAUUAGUUGGACCGACGUAUGGGAGCUUGAUUUACCAAUAUGUUGGAAAGGAAUAUGUGUUUAUUAUCUUAGCCGUAAUGGCUGUAUUAUUAAUAGUUGUUCGGCUGACAACACGAAAAAUUAGAAUAUUUAGAAGGCCAUCAGAUGAAAUGGGUUCAUCCAUUUUUACAUUGCUUAAAGAUCCCUAUAUUCUUGUGGUAGCUAUUUCGUUAACCGCUGGAACAUCUUCAAUAACAGCCCUGGAGACGGCGCAACCAACGUGGAUGCUUAAAACUAUGUGCCCAACCAAGUUGGAUUUAGGGCUUUCAUUUCUUCCAAUUACUGGCAUGUACCUCAUUACAACAUACGGCAUAGCGUUUAUGGGCCACAAAGUGGCAAGGUGGAUACUUUGUUUGAUUGGGUUCUAUUUGCAAGUAGUUGGACUCGUUAUUUAUCCAUUUGUACGCACGGUACCCGAAGUAGUAGGACCUGGUUGUUUAAUUGGCAUUGGCAUUAGUUUUAUCGAUGGCUUACUUCCGGUGCUGGCUUUUUUGGUCGACACAAGACACAAACCAAUAUACGGAAGCGUUUGUGCAAUUGCUGAUAUAUCAUUUUCGUUUUCUUACGCAUUAGGGCCUUUAAUAGCGGGAGCUGUGAUGGCCAAAGUUGGAUUUAAAUGGGUGAUGUGGGGAAUCGGCAUUAUAUUUUUUUUAUACGCUCCAAUUAUUUCCGUGCUAAGUAAAGUGACCGUUAAAGAUGAGGAAGCUACGCCACUUUUGAAAGAAGUUGAAGAAAUAGAGAACACAGUCGUUCGUGGUACAGCAAACACAAAUGAUAACGACAAUUAAAGUUUACAAUAUUGACAUUUAAGCGUGCUAGUAUAUAUCCAAGCAUUUUUUAUUUGGUGGUUGCGGGGGUGAAAUUUUUCAUGUUGCUAUCAAAGUCCACAGAAAUCACUGAUUACAAUCAAUAAUAUCUAUAGAAUUUUGUGACCAAAACUAUAGGGUUGUGUCUUCACAACUUUAUACCGAAACCACGAUCGUUAUUAAUUGUAAAAAUAAGGUUUUAAGAAAUAUAGAAUGUUAUGUACUAAAUGUGCUCAUCUUUCCCACAGUAAUAUAAAAGAAGGCAUUAUAAUCAUAUUUGGCUCGCUGUGGCAAAGUGGUUAGCUAUCCCAGUGUUUAAAGGGGCAUAUCAACGAAAAAAAGUGCAUUGAUAGAGAUGCUCAAACGUGACCUAAAAGUACCAUCAAAUUUUGGACUUGGUAUAAUGAAUGCUUCUUUUUAAGAUGAAAAUGUAAAUUGAACCUAGCUACAUACCAGAAUAUGCUAACUCAGCAUUUUUUCAAACCCAAUGUACAACACGAACAACUGACUUUUUAUAAAGAAAAUGGUACAGCAGGUAGCAGUAAGACUAUG
This is a messenger RNA of Ciona intestinalis (vase tunicate), 1951 nucleotides long. Lineage: Eukaryota; Metazoa; Chordata; Ascidiacea; Phlebobranchia; Cionidae. The record is from RefSeq and is a predicted model, not a curated record.